AUGAAUAUGUUAGAUGAUGAAGAUGACCAAAGCUUUCACGCUACGCGUGACGGCUACUCCCAUUUGAGCAAUGUCGAAUGGGAUGCGGUUGAACGAAUGGGUUCGACUAUGGGCAUCCAUGCUGUUAGCGUCAUGCUAGAGGCUCUCAAUAGAGAUGCCCAACAUGCUACUAUCGCCAAGUUCAUUCAAAAUGAACUUGACGCUGAACGCGAGAAAGUAGCCUUGCUUCACCAACAAGGUUCUCAACAAGCAGAGUUGUUGAGAGAACAAGGUGCUCAACAGUUUGAACUGUUGAGACAGCAGCAGGCUGCUGCUGGUGGGUCGAUGCACUCGCGUCGACCCGAGACCUUGAAGAUUGACAUCUCCAAGUAUAGGGGGGUCGAUGAGGACUCCCUCUUGAGAUGGUUCGUCGAAUUGGAUGACGCCAUAAGGGCGCGUCGCAUCGACGAUGGGGAAAUGCAAGCUGCAUUUGCCCAGUCAAAUCAGGCAGGACGUGCCGAGACUUGGGCACCGCCUAGAGCUGAGUUCAGAGCUCGAACUGAACUCUUGAAGCUCAGACAAGGUAAGCGUGAUGUGCACGCUUACGCUCAACAUAUACGACAUCUCACGAGUUGCAUAAAUUCUAACCCGGUGGAUGAACACACGUUGGUUUCGGUGUUCAUGCAGGGUCUUGCGGAUGGUCCCGUCAAGACUCACCUGUUCCGGCUUGAACUAGAUUCAAUAGAACAAGCCAUUUCCAUUGCGGAGCAGGAAGACUUCAGUCUGAGACAGGCUCGCGCCAGCUCGACAUCAUAUCGUCAACCGAGACGAUAUGACAACGGAGGUCCAGAGCCGAUGGAACUCUGUUAUGUAGAGAGCGAGAAGGCUCGCUCUACAGGCUACAAGAAGUUGCAGAGAUGCAACAGAUGUCAAAAGACAGGACACUACGCUUACGAGUGUAGUGCCCCUCGUCCAGUGUCUCGCGACACUGGGCGUAGUGACCGUCCACCCAUGAGAAAGGGGCAGGGACGAGGGUCCGCUGUUGGUGCAAAGACGCAACAACGGGAUGGACCGUCAAAAAACGGACAGGAUCAGUAG
This is a messenger RNA of Peronospora matthiolae, 1077 nucleotides long. The record is from the annotation of a GenBank genome assembly. Lineage: Eukaryota; Oomycota; Peronosporomycetes; Peronosporales; Peronosporaceae.